CAUCAUCAGCCGGAGGUCAGACGCGCACCAGCACACUCCAGCUGCAGAGUUGCAGGUAGAUCUCAGGUCCAUCAGCUGUGAAGCCCCCCCCGCACACACGCACAGACAUGCACUUUGAUGACAUUCUGCGGACCAUCGGGGGCUUCGGCAGGUUCCAGAAGCUCCUGUACGUGUGGAUCUGCGUGCCUCAGAUCUUCCUGGCGUUCCACAUGCUGGUGUCGGUGUUCACGGGGGCCGUUCCUCCUCAUCUCUGCCGCUCCUCCUGGUCUUCGGAGGGGCCCCCGGUCCCUGCGAACUUCAGCUCUCUGAGCGGCCGUCCCGAGCUGGCCUGCUUCGGCCCCGGGAACCGCAGCAGCCCCGGUGGCCCCGCAGAUGAUGGACAGCUGAGCGGGACCUGCCAAGGGGGCUGGGAGUACAGCACGGAGACCUUCCAGAGCACCACCGUCACUGAGUGGGACCUGGUUUGUGAGAAUGCCAGCAUGAACAAUCUGGGCUCCUCCGUCUACAUGUUUGGUCUCUUGGUUGGAGCUUUGGUGUUUGGAAACCUGGCUGAUAAAUAUGGUCGCAGAAUCAUCAUUCUCAUCAGUUUGGCUAUCCAAGCCGUGUUUGGAACCGCUGCAGCUUUUGCGCCUAAUUUCUACGUCUACACCGCUCUCCGGUUCAUGGUUGGAACAUCCAUCUCUGGUGUGAUCAUGAACGCCUUUGUACUUGGCACCGAGUGGACGGGCUUAAAGCAGCGAAUGCUGGCUGGUAUAAUCACAGACUACUUCUUCGGCUUUGGAUACAUCCUACUGGCUGGUUUAGCGUACCUCAUCAGAGACUGGCGAAAGCUGCAGUUAGCCAUUUCAGCACCUGGGUUCCUCUUCAUCAUUUACAUCUGGGUUUUACCAAAGUCGGCUCGCUGGCUAAUGGCAAACAACAGAGUGGAAGAAGCUCUGGAAGUGAUUGAAAAAGCGGCGCAGAUGAAUGGGAAGCCCAUCAGUAAAGACAUAGAGAUGUGUCAGCAGGUAUACAAAGCUGAUCAGAACUCUGUGCUGAAGAAAAAACACUCCUUCAUCGACCUGGUUCGAACCCCAACCAUGAGGAAAAACUCCCUGAUCGUCUUCUACCUGUGGUUUGUCAACGUCCUCGUCUACUACGGCCUGUCCCUCAACAUCUCUGACUUUGGAAUGAACAUCUACUUGACGCAGAUGAUCUUCGGUCUGGUGGAGAUGCCCGCUCGCACCAUCACCCUGUUCACUCUCAACCGCUCUCGCAAAAUCUCGCAGCUGGCGUUCCUGGCAGUGGGUGGCUCUGCGUGCCUGCUCACCAUCUUCAUCCCCAGCAGACUCUUCAUAGUGAAAACAGUCCUUGCCAUGAUUGGAAAGUUUGGGAUCACGGCUUCUCUGUCCAUCAUUUACGUCUACUCAGCGGAGGUCUUUCCAACAGUGAUCAGACAGAACGGGAUUGGGAUAGGAUCCAUGUGUGCACGGACGGGGGGGGUCUUGGCCCCCAUGAUGUAUCUUCUAAGGAACAUUAGCCCUCAUGCACCCAUGGUUCUUAGCGGCCUCUGCCCGCUGCUGGGCGCCGGCCUCACCCUGCUGCUGCCCGAGACAGCCAACAAGCCCCUCCCUGACACGAUUGAAGAUGUGGAGGGGGUGAUCGCCAGUGAUGGCGACGAUGCUGUGAAAACAGUCCUGUUUGACUUGCCUUUGCCAAAGACGGCUGAAGAAAGCACCAGGACAGAGUAGAAUGCAGCCACCGGGUGGCGCUGCUUCUUUUCAGUAUUCUUGACUUUUUUUGCUUAUUUUUGUCAAAGACAGAGAAGUCUCUUCUUCCAGUGGAAGUGUCUGUUAGACUUGUUUUUCAUAAAUCUUUGCAGAUGAGCCAUUCUACAGAAACUGGAUCAAUAACAAGAAAGUGUUUUUACUUUCUUUUUUUUUAUUUUUUGUAUGAGUUUUGUAUAUGUCACUGUAGAGUAUCCUUACAUCUUCCUGUGACCCGCCCUUUCAACGCGCACAGAAGCUGACAUCGCCUGUUUGUUCAGGGGCUCCAGAUGAUGACCUGUGGUUAUUCUAUGGACUUUAUGCCCUCUCCAGACUACAGGACAACCUCUCACAUCUGAGACACCAUUGUUUUCUCCAGAGGACAACCUACAGGAGGAUUUGUUUGCUGCUUGUUGGUUUUAUUUUUGUGUACUAUGAAGACUCUGCUGCAUAUGCUGGAUCAGAACAUGGGAAGGUUUGAGUCUUCUAGCAUCAUGAUUCAUGAAGAAAUGGAUUUCAAACCUUGUUGUGAAGGAUCUUGUUGGCUUGCCAAAGGCCUGCUGGGAGCCAGCAGUUCUAGCUGUUAACCUGACUGGAACAUGUAGAACACAUUUCUGAUCAACUACCUUCUCCUCAGGUGAAGUGAAGUCUUGUUUUGCUUCAUGUACUGAUGUUAAAUCUUCUCAUAUGCACACCUAUCUUUGCAAGAACAACGUUUCACAAAAAACUGAACAAACCAGACUGACAAAAAUGCUGAGAAACUCACACCAUGACACACAUUCAAAGAUGAACUCCCAUAACGUGUCCCACAGACUGCUUGCAUUCCAGUGAGUGGAGUCAUUUUAAUAUUCAAAAUAAAGGUCAAAUGUUGCACUCA
Molecule: messenger RNA, 2622 nt
Organism: Oryzias latipes (Japanese medaka)
Lineage: Eukaryota; Metazoa; Chordata; Actinopteri; Beloniformes; Adrianichthyidae
Product: solute carrier family 22 member 6
Biological process (GO): transmembrane transport
Cellular component (GO): membrane
Molecular function (GO): transmembrane transporter activity
Source: RefSeq, a predicted model, not a curated record